CUGGUGUAGUGUUGUUGGGUCUGCGAGUGUAAACUGUACCCGAGUAGCGGAGGUACCACAUCAAAGCAGUGCACAGCGGAUCCUUCUACGGUGAAAAGUUCUUCCAACAGCUCACUGAAGUGCCUGCUACUCUCUUCUGUUGUCAUGGCCUCCACACCUCCUCCUCUCAUGAAGAAACACAGUCAGACUGAUCUUGUGAGUCGCCUCAAGUCCCGCAAGGUCCUGGGUGUCGGCGGUGAGGAUGAUGAUGGGGAGGUGCACAGAUCGAAGAUCAGUCAGAUGUUGGGUAAUGAGACGAAGUUUGCAGGACGUGAGCCCAUUGGCCUCCGAUUUUGGCUCCUCAUCUCUGCUGUGCUGUUUACAUCCACAUCUUUAAUGGCCCUGGCCUUCCCCAACCAACUCUAUGAGAUCAUAUUUGAGCUCACCACCACCAGGAUCUCUAUCAGACUCUAUGGAGGAGCUCUUCUGUGUAUCUCAUUAAUCCUGUGGAAUGGCUUGUACACAGCAGAAAAGGUCAUAAUUCAGUGGACACUCCUCACAGAAGCAUGUUACUUCGGGGUACAAUUUCUUGUCACAUCCAUCACCCUCCUGGAGAUGGGCACUCUUUCCAACAGUGCAAUUGUUCUUCUUUUUGGUGAAAUUUUCUUCCUUCUCGUGACCUUGAGUUACUAUCAUCACCUCGGCCGUCGCACCAAAAAGAUCUGAGGGAGGCUGAUUACUCUGUUUUCAGUUUUCAGAAGGAAUCUUAUGUUAGAACGGUGGGUUGGCACCACAGAGGUCUCUGAAUACAGUAGCUCCACUGCCAGGACCAAAUGAAUUUAUACGUCACUGAGAAUCACUCUUUCUUUCUGGACCUUAUGUAAGUACCAUGUUAGUGUAUUUAUUCUCAUCGGAUGUGGAAGGACUCAGGUCUUGACCAUUGUUUUUAGAUGUUACAUUGAGCUCACCAAAGUGGCAAAUUAACUGAAAAAUGUUGUCUGUUUGUAAAAGCUUUUCGGAAAAUGUGUAGUGGGAUAAGAAAUGGAACAUUCGUGUAUGUCAGAAAAAUGCGUCUCCCAGAUCUAUCUAAUUGGAAAGGUGACAGUUUGGGUCAUUUUUAGUUUAGUGAACUUCCAGUAUGUGAUGUUAUAAUCUGUUAUGAAUAUAUCUGUUUUAGCAUCCACACAGUUGAUACGGCACUCUAUUAUACAACAACGUACAGAAACCAAUAAUGCUAAACUAUAGGAUUUUUUUGUUGCUGAGCUCACCAUUGUUGCUUUCUUCUCUGAAUGUUGAUUUGGCCAUUCUUAAUGAUUCUGGGAUGGAUUUUUUGUGUUUUUGAUAUCUAACUAUGGUCGGUUUCACUUGCAUGGAGAUCUCAGUGAACCGCAUGAUGUGGGUUCACAGCAACAGCUUCCAAAUGCAAACACCACACGUAGAAUCAAUUCCAGACCUUUGACAUGCUUAAUUUAUGAAGAAAUUAUUUAACGAAAAGCCCAUACCGUGAAUAAAACAGCUUUUGAUUCGACUGUCCAAUUACCUUUGGUCCCUUGAAAAAAAGGGGGGGGGGUCGACUACAUAUUAAAGAGCUUUAAUUCCUAAACCGUUCAGCUAAUCUGGAUGGGAAUACACUCUAAAUAAAGCGGAGAGUGUGCACUUUAAGACAAUAUCUAUAACUGUAAUUUGAACACAUUUUGGUACACAGCUAAAAUAACAAAAAAAUUUGCCUCUGUCCAAAUGUUUAUGGACCUAACUGUAUAUACAAAAAAAAGGAAUAUACCAAAAAUCCAUUUAAAUUGGGAAAUUAAAUUAGAACCAAAAAUAGUUGAAGACAUUUACAUUGUGUUUUAAACAUUUAUAAAGCAUUUAUAUUGUAAGUUCAUGCCAAAGUGGUAAAUAUGACAUAAGAUUUUGCAAAUACGUUGCUUCAUUAGAAGUUAGGACCCCCAGUUGUGACAUGGUAAGGAUGUAGUAUUAAAUGGUAUUUUAAAGGUUUUAUCUUUAACUAGAUAAAUGCAGUGGAUUACUUCAGUCAUCUCUUCUUUAAUAACAGAUUAAAACACAUACAUUACAGAGAAAUGUUAAACAGGCAACAGACAUCUCGCCUUCAGUUCAGUCAGACCAAGUUAAUAUUUUGUGUGUUUUCAUGAUAAUUCAUAUGCAUGUUAAUAACAAUUUUGUUAUCUCACAGUUAGCUUAUUUAUUAAAGCAAUAGUUCACUUAAAAUUAAUAUUCUGUUGUCAUUUACUCACCCUCAUGUCAUUCUUAACCUUUGUGUUAUUUAAAUAAAAAAUGACCCAUAAAAAGCAUCACAAAAGUAGUCAAUUUGACCUGUGCACGAUAUUAUUUGUCUUCUGAAGCUAUAUGAUUGCAUUGCGUGAUGAACAGACUGUUAAAUACAUUCUCUGAAAUCAAAAGCCAUGAAAUGUGACCGUAUUUUCAUUUUUGGGAGAGAUUUUCAUUUUAGAGCUAUCAUUAUGCACAACAAUCAACUACAUUUUAAUAUGUAUUCUGUAUGUAGUAGGAUGUAGAGUGUGCCUAUAGUAAUUCUUGCAUGAUGUCAUAAUGCAAAUGGACAGUAGCUCUAAAAUGUAGCAAUUUUUUAAUCAUAUUAAAUGUCCUGGAUUGAGAUGGUCAGUGAAGGGAAAUUCUGUUCAAGUGUUAAUUUAAAAAGUGUUAAUUUAGCGUGUUAAAUAUCUAUUCACCUCUCUGAAAUAGCUGUCUGGUCACAUUUUGCAGCUCUUACAGGCAUGAUUAUGUCUGCAAUGCAACAUAUGGGCCAACAUCUGCUAGUGAUAUAUAUGCUAAAAUAAGUGUUAAAAAUGGUUUCUAUUAUAUUAUAUUUUACUAUUUUUAUUAUAUUAUUUACAAUUGAAUGUUCUGGUGUCGUUACUUAUAGUCUGCUUCUAUAUAAGACCUAUCAUUUGAAAUGUUUGAGAUAUCACCAUGGGUGAAGUUUGACGUAAAUGCUACAAAUGAUGUCAAAAUAUGAAAAACUUCUAUCAAAAAACCUCCCACUAAAGCACAGAUAGCUUCAUGCCAUUAGGUAUUAUGAAAGGACACUAAAAGUAUGCGUUGGAAAUGCGUUGUUUGUUUAGGGGUGGUCUCAUUUACCCUUUUUUUCAUUGGAUAUUAACCUGCAGUGCAUAAGAAAGAAACUGUUGUUUAUUUAUAAUGCAUAUGUUCGUUUUGUAUGUACACAAGCUGUUUAGUGGCACUCAGUUUAUUAUCAAGACAAUGGAGUAUAUGAUUUAAUCGUACAGUUAGGUCACCUUUUGCUUGUAAAUAUUUGAAGGAUUUGAGAAUGUGUUUAACAACUGUAAAUAAGGAACUUUACUUUUUUAUUUUUUUGUUCCGUUAAAUUGUUUGUUUCGGAGAAAGAUUAUUGUAAUGGCAGUUGCAGAAUUCCAGUUAAUGUUUUUUUAUUGUUUUAGAAAACUCUAGGCCUAUGUUGACUUUUUAAAGAGAAACGGUGAUUGUGCUUAAUGAAUAAAGUUUUUCAA
Messenger RNA from Triplophysa rosa, 3482 nucleotides. It is a transcript of the gene tp53i11a, whose product is annotated as tumor protein p53 inducible protein 11a. The transcript is spliced from 7 exons. Lineage: Eukaryota; Metazoa; Chordata; Actinopteri; Cypriniformes; Nemacheilidae. The record is from RefSeq and is a predicted model, not a curated record. Bases 145 to 705 code for a protein of 186 amino acids.